CAUUCCGUGAUGAUCUCGGAGGUCUCCCAGCCUUCUGCAGAAGACUGUGUACGUAUACGAGUUCAGUACAUUCGUUCCUUCCUUAGACCAUUACAUAUAUAUCUAGUCAUCAUUCCUGCAAUUUGAACAUUGAACAUUGAACAUCGAGCAUUGCAUUUUCAUUCACCAAGAUGACGAACAGAAUCGAUGUGGAAGAUGUGCUUUCAAAGCUUAAUAAUUUAGAGAAGGUUUCUCUAACAGCGGGUGCAUAUAUCUACAACCCUGUAUGUUAAAAAAAAGAAGUCAUAUUAUCUAACAAUUUUCAGGUGCCAGCUGGUGGCAAACAGCCGCCAUCCCCAAGUACAAUGUACCUUCGAUUCGAGUUUCGGACGGUCCCAAUGGCGUCCGUGGUAGUCGAUUCUUCAAGGGCAUCAAAGCAGCUUGUUUCCCGUGCGGCACUGCUCUGGGUGCGACGUGGGAUAUUAAACUCCUUCAUCGCGCUGGCGUUUUGAUGGGAGAGGAAGCUAAAGCAAAAGGAGUUCAUGUAAUACUUGGCCCUACUAUCAAUAUGCAAAGAUCACCAUUGGGAGGUCGUGGGUUCGAAUCACUCAGUGAAGAUCCUGUUCUAUCAGGAUUGGGAGCUGCUGCCCUUGUGAAUGGGAUUCAGGAGACAGGUGUUCAAGCUACCAUCAAGCAUUUUGUUUGUAAUGACCAGGAGCAUAAAAGGAAUGGUGUCAAUGUUAUAAUCACGGAAAGGGCAUUGAGGGAGCUAUAUUUAUUACCGUUUCAAUUGGUGGUUAGGGAUUCAAAGCCUGCACUAUUCAUGUCUGCUUACAAUAAAGUUAACGGAACUCAUGUUAGUGAAAACUCAAGGAUACUUAAAGAUAUCUUACGAGGAGAAUGGGGGUGGGAAGGAUGUAUCAUGAGUGACUGGUGGGGUACAUAUUCAACGACGGGCGCGAUCAUGGCUGGCUUAGACUUGGAGAUGCCAGGCCCCACAAAAUGGAGAGGCCCACUGUUGAUACAAGCUGUUAGCACGGGAAAAGUACCUCAGCAUAUUCUUGAUGAACGAGCGAGGAAUGUGCUCAAACUUGUAGAUCGCGCCGCAGAUGCAAAGGUUCCUGAAAAUGCGGAGGAAAAAGCUGCUGACACUCCAGAGACAGCUGCUCUUCUAAGAGAAAUUGCAGGUGACUCUAUUGUAUUGAUGAAAAAUGAGGGCAAUGCUUUGCCAUUUCGCAAAGACAAGAAGGUAACACUUUGUACUCAGAUAUAACAUGCAUGACUGACGUUGAUAGACUUUAAUUGUCGGUCCCAAUGCUAAGGUUGCUACUUAUCACGGAGGAGGCUCGGCAUCUCUGGCAGCAUACUACGCCGUUACACCAUUUGAUGGCAUUAGUGCUGUCCUCGAGUCAGCUCCAUUAUACACUGUGGGGGCCUACGCACAUAAGGACCUUCCAUUGAUUGGCCUUCUCCUCAAGACAGACAAGGGAGAAACAGGUGUCUCUUUCCGAGCUUACAAUGAUCCCCCCACGGUCAAAAAUCGUGAAUUGGCCGAUGAGAUAAUCCUUACCAAGACAGAACUCCUAAUGAUGGACUAUUCUUGCCCCAAAUUGAAGGAUGAAUUGUGGUGGGCGGAUGUCGAAGGUUACAUGACCGCCGAAGACGAUUGUGAUUUUGAGCUAGGUCUAGGAGUAUACGGAACUGCAAAUCUAUUUGUGGAUGGCAAAUUGUUAAUCGACAAUUCGACUAAACAGACCAGGGGAACUAUGUUUUUCUCUUGUGGUACAGUCGAAGAAAAGGGAUUCAUAUCGCUGAAGAAGGGACAGAAAUAUCACAUCAAAGUUGAGUUUGCCAGUUCACCGACUUGCAAGCUGGAUAGAGGAGAGAAUGUCUUAUUCGGACCUGGAGCCCUGAGAAUUGGUGGUGCGAAAGUCAUUGACGCGGAUGAGGAAAUUGCACACGCAGCAGAGUUGGCCAAAGAGGCUGAUCAAGUCAUCAUUUGUGCCGGUCUAAACGUAAGAUAUUUCUUCAUUAUACAACAGACGCCACUAACAAUUCACAGUCCGACUGGGAAGCCGAAGGAUCUGACCGAGAAAUUUUUGGUCUUCCAAUGCAUAUGAACAAAUUAAUUUCAACCCUCACUCCAGUCAAUCCCAACACAGUCGUCGUAAUCCAAUCUGGAACCCCCAUUGCUCUUCCCUUUAUAUCCACAACUCCAGCUCUAAUUCACGCCUGGUAUGGUGGCAAUGAAACUGGAAAUGCCAUUGCCGAUGUCAUUUUCGGUAAAACGAAUCCAUCAGCAAAAUUGCCCCUGUCGUUCCCAAAGAGAAUCGAAGAUAAUCCGGCAUUCUUGAGCUUUAGAACGGAAAGAGGUAGAGUUAUUUAUGGCGAGGAUGUCUACAUGGGAUAUAGGUGGUAUGAGGCAAUAGAUCUACCUGUUCUCUUCCCCUUCGGUCAUGGACUCAGUUACACUACCUUCUCUCUCUCCAACUUAAAUGUCGAAAAGAUUGGCAAGAAAAUCAAAGUUUCAGUAAAAGUAAAGAAUACAGGGAAACUUACGGGAGCAGAAGUUAUUCAAGUAUACAUCAGACAACAAAAUCCAUCGAUUCGCAGACCAAAGAAGGAAUUAAAAGGAUUUGAGAAAGUAUUUUUCGAGGCAGGAGAAGAGAAAACUGUGGAUGUGGAGAUUGAGAUUAAAUAUGCGGCGGCAUUUUGGGAUGAAGUCAGGGAGGCUUGGAUUGUGGAGAAGGAUACGUAUGAGGUUAUUGUGGGAAAUACUAGUGAGGAGGGCAACGGGGAAUUGAGGGGUGUAUUUGAGGUAGAGAAAACGGAAUGGUGGAAUGGUUUGUAAAUUCACAGUCUGCAGUUCCCGAAACAGGAUUUGGGAAUGCAAAUUGUAGUUUAUUGCUAGCUUGCUGGAGGAGGAGAUUGUGAUAUCCAUAAUGUUGAGAUAUUAUUAGUCACCUUUAUUAUGAUGGAUCCAUCCCUUUU
Sclerotinia trifoliorum is the source of this 2970-nucleotide messenger RNA. Lineage: Eukaryota; Fungi; Ascomycota; Leotiomycetes; Helotiales; Sclerotiniaceae. The record is from the annotation of a GenBank genome assembly.